AUGAGUGCGUUGGGUACUGCCAACCCCAGGGAAGAAGAGAUCGGCCUGAAACGCGGUGAGGUGCAAAUGCUGAAGUCGUGCUGUGACAUGAAGCGAUUGAAGUUGAGCGAGGCCAUUAGUGACAUCAAGAAUUACUGUUUCGAACACGCGGAUGCUGAUCAACUGAUUCACGCACCAAAGGACGACCCCUUCAAAAAUAAGCGAAAGUGCUCAAUCAUAUAA
This is a messenger RNA of Dibothriocephalus latus, 222 nucleotides long. The record is from the annotation of a GenBank genome assembly. Lineage: Eukaryota; Metazoa; Platyhelminthes; Cestoda; Diphyllobothriidea; Diphyllobothriidae.